This is a messenger RNA of Chlorocebus sabaeus (green monkey), 1382 nucleotides long. It is a transcript of the gene DFFB, whose product is annotated as DNA fragmentation factor subunit beta. Gene Ontology annotation, biological process: apoptotic process; apoptotic DNA fragmentation. NCBI's taxonomy places the organism in Eukaryota, Metazoa, Chordata, Mammalia, Primates, Cercopithecidae. The record is from RefSeq and is a predicted model, not a curated record. Gene Ontology annotation, molecular function: DNA endonuclease activity. Gene Ontology annotation, cellular component: cytoplasm; nucleus.
GUAAUGUAGUAUCCGUGGGGCGACGCCUGCGCACAAGACCACGUCGGGCCUCACUUUUCCCAGGCCUUCUGGGUAAUGUAGUUUCCGGGAUCCGCGCCCGGCCUGUGCCAGCUUGCAGAGCUCACCAGGUGCAGACCCCUGCGGCCAGGGCGAGGACGGAUCUCAGCAGCCAGCCAGCGGGUGCCGCCGCCCGCGGGACCCAGAGGCCUUGAGCACAUCUGCAAUGCUCCAGAAGCCCAAGAGCGUGAAGCUGCGGGCCCUGCGCAGCCCGAGGAAGUUCGGCGUGGCUGGCCGGAGCUGCCAGGAGGUGCUGCGCAAGGGCUGUCUCCGCUUCCAGGUGCCCGCCGGGCUGGGCGGGGACGGCCGGCCGGGGAGCUCCCUGAGCGCGGUUCCCGGCUGUGCCUGUACGAGGAUGGCACGGAGCUCACCGAAGACUACUUCCCCAGCGUUCCCGACAACGCCGAGCUGGUGCUGCUCACCUCGGGCCAGGCCUGGCAGGGCUGUGAGUGGCAAGGACCUUGGAGAUGUGAGUGACAUCGGGCGCUUCCUCAGUGCAUUUCACGAGCCGCACGCGGGGCUCAUCCAGGCCGCCCAGCAGCUGCUGUGUGAUGAGCAGGCCCCGCAGAGGCAGAGGCUGCUGGCCGACCUCCUGCACAAUGUCAGCCAGAACAUUGCAGCUGAGACCCGGGCUGAGGACCCGCCGUGGUUUGAAGGCUUGGAGUCCCGAUUUCAGAAUAAGUCUGGCUAUCUGAGAUACAGCUGUGAGAGCCGGAUCCGGAGUUACCUGAGAGAGGUGAGCUCCUACCCCUCCUUGGUGGGUGCGGAGGCUCAGGAGGAAUUCCUGCGGGUCCUCAGCUCCAUGUGCCAGAAGCUCCGGUCCGUGCAGUACAAUGGCAGCUACUUCGACAGAGGAGCCAAGGGCGGCGGCCGUCUCUGCACGCCGGAAGGCUGGUUCUCCUGCCAGGGUCCCUUUGACAUGGACAGCUGCUUAUCAAGACACUCCAUCAACCCCUACAGUAACAGGGAGAGCAGGAUCCUCUUCAGCACCUGGAACCUGGAUCACAUAAUAGAAAAGAAACGCACCAUCAUUCCUACACUGGUGGAAGCAAUUAAGGAACAAGACGGAAGAGAAGUGGACUGGGAGUAUUUUUAUGGCCUGCUGUUUACCUCAGAGAACCUAAAACUAGUGCACAUUGUCUGCCAUAAGAAAACCAUCCACAAGCUCAACUGUGACCCGAACAGAAUCUACAAACCCCAGCCAAGGUUGAAGCGGAAGCGGCCUGUGCGGAAACGCUAGUGACACGUACACACUACGUUCUGGUCUUGGUUCGAGGCCUGACGUGUGCGUCAUUUUAACAGGUGCCUUUUUUUUUUUUUUUGGU